GGCAACAUCAAAACUCAAACAUGACUGACUUGUUCAACAUUUUGAUUAUAUUGAACAAAUUCUCUUUACUUAAACCUCUCUAAUACUCGAUUAGUUCGGACAAAUAUCACAAAACCAUGGAGCACGAUCUUGACAAGUUCCCGUUACUCUCUUACGUCCUACACCAAUAUGAUUCUAACCACCACGAGCCGCCUUCUAUGGCGGUCCAACAAACUCUCGCCCCUUCUUUUCCACUUCUCUCCGACCCACAAAUCAUGUCUUCGUUGACUCAGUCCAUCCCCACCACCAUCACGCAGACUCUUUCCGUCUUGGCCUCUCUCGGACCACGACCAGACCCGUCAGCUGUUUCCUCUGCUCGCUCCAAGAUCGCUGAGAUCCUUCAAAAGGACUCUCUCUCGCCUGAGGAAGCGGCUAAGGAGGCCGAGAUGUACGCCGGGGCUGUGAGGUUGGAGGAGGUGCAUGAUAGCUACGAGAAGCAGCUGCGUGACUUGGAGGAGAAGCUUUCAAGGGUUUAUGACACGGAGGUGGAGUCUCUGUUGAGACGCCAAAAAGAAAUGAACGAGGAGGUUGUUAAGGUGCUCAAGGUGGCGGAAUCCGGCAAAGUCCUUGAGAAGAUUGAUCUCUCCGGUCAAGAACUUAAGUUUCUCCCUGAAGCUUUUUGGAAAAUUGUUGGCUUGGUUUCCUUGAAUAUCUCUGGCAACGACUUGACGUUUAUACCUGAUGCAAUCUCGAAACUGAAGAAGCUAGAAGAGCUUGAUGUAUCUUCAAACUCUCUUGAAUCACUUCCUGACUCUAUAGGAAUGUUGCUUAACCUUAAGAUUCUUAAUGUGUCUGCCAACAAUUUAACUUCACUCCCUGAAAGCAUAGCACACUGCAGGUCACUGGUUGAGUUAGAUGCAAGUUACAAUAACUUGACUUCAUUACCUACAAACCUCGGAUACGGAUUACAGAAUCUGGAGAGGUUAUUGGUCCAGCUAAACAAACUCCGUUACUUUCCAGGUUCCAUAAGUGAAAUGUACUCCCUUAAGUAUCUUGACGCACACAUGAACGAGAUCCAUGGGCUUCCAAGCUCCAUAGGGAAACUAACGAAACUCGAGGUUCUAAACCUAAGCAGCAACUUCAACAACUUGAUGCGUGUCCCAGACGCAAUCACUGAUCUAACUAACCUGAGGGAGCUUGAUCUAAGCAACAACCAAAUCCAAGCGAUACCCGACUCGUUUUAUAUGCUGAAGAAGCUAGAGAAACUGAACUUAGACCAUAACCCACUCGAGAUCCCGUCUCAAGAAGUGGCUAAACAAGGAGCUGAAGUGGUUAGAAAGUUUAUGAAGAAGAGAUGGGAUAUGAUUAUGGCAGAGGGGCAAAAGAGGAUUGGUGUUGAGGCUGAGCGACAUGGAGAUGGAGCAUGGUGGGUCAUAUGGGGAACCUCUAUGGUUACUAAUCUUGUUUCCGGGGUUUCUCAGACCGUUGGACCUGGUGAUGGAGAUAAGAAAUCGCAUUUUUAUAACCAAAUCUAAGUUCUACUUGAGUUUUGUUUUGAAUAAUUUUGGGUGAAUUCUUGUGAAGAAAUCAUCAUUAGCUUGUUUAUGGUCUUGGCAACUUUGUAACAUAAGAAACUGUUAUUUUUAAAUUAUAAUUUUUCUCACUA
Messenger RNA from Eruca vesicaria subsp. sativa (arugula), 1645 nucleotides. NCBI's taxonomy places the organism in Eukaryota, Viridiplantae, Streptophyta, Magnoliopsida, Brassicales, Brassicaceae. The record is from the annotation of a GenBank genome assembly.